This is a messenger RNA of Heteronotia binoei (common prickly gecko), 2256 nucleotides long. It is a transcript of the gene GUCD1, whose product is annotated as guanylyl cyclase domain containing 1. The transcript has 6 exons. Lineage: Eukaryota; Metazoa; Chordata; Lepidosauria; Squamata; Gekkonidae. The record is from RefSeq and is a predicted model, not a curated record. The coding region runs from base 116 to 829 and encodes 237 amino acids.
GCCGGCCCGGGAGGGAGGGUGGAAGAGGAGCAGGCGGAAGAGCCGCCGCCGUGGGAGACAUGACCGGGCCCGCGGCUGCCCCCUAAGCGGUUCCUUGGUCCUGCGCCCGCCCGCCAUGAAGAGUCCCAAAGAGGAGGCGGAGCCGCCCGCAGGGGACCAAGUGCAGUUGAAAGUGCCAGUGCUUCAGCAGUGGUACCAUUGGGACUGUGGACUGGCCUGCUCCAGGAUGGUACUGCAAUACCUGAAUCUUCUGAAUGAUGAUGAAUUUCAGAAGGCCAUUCAGGAACUCCGUUUGACAAAAAGCAUCUGGACCAUUGACUUGGCCUACUUAAUGCGCCACUUUGGUGUGAAGCACAGAUUCUGCACACAGACCCUGGGGGUAGACAAGGGUUAUAAGACCCAGUCAUUUUACAGGAAACACUUUGACACAGAGGAGAACCGAGUCAACCAGCUAUUUGCACAAGCCAAAUCCUGCAAGGUGCUGGUGGAGAAGUGCACAGUGACUAUCCGAGACAUCCAAGAACACUUGGCCCAAGGCCACGUUGCCAUUGUGCUGGUGAAUGCAGUCCUGUUGCUGUGUGACCUGUGCUCCAGCCCAGUCAAAUACUGCUGCUUUCUCCCAAUUGGACAGAAGUGCUUCUGCAGGAGCCCCGACUACCAGGGCCACUUCAUUGUGUUGUGUGGCUACAAUGAAGCUUCAGGGAGUAUUUAUUACAACAACCCUGCCUAUGCUGAUCGAACAUGCAGCACCAGCAUCAAUAACUUUGAGGAAGCCAGAACGAGUUACGGCACAGAUGAAGACAUCCUGUUUAUUUACACAGACAGCUGACACCUGGGUCUGGUGCUUCCAGUUUGUCAUUGGCCCAGCCUGCCCAGCACCAAUAUGGGCAGCUGGCUUGUCUCAGGACUCCUGCUACAGAGACUUUGCUCCCAGACUGCAGCAGGCUUGCAAACAAGGGAUGCUUUAGAGACGCUGGUAGAGCUACAUUGCUGUCCUAUCACCAUCUUUUUAUUCUUGAUGAUGAAAUAGCCUGUGUACAUACACUAUGCUAUAUACAUACAAUGUGUAUGUAUUUAAUUUUAAUUUUGCACACUUGAGUUUAAAAUGCAAAAUCAGACUUUUUUUCCUGUUGGAUGUCAGACCCUUUUCCUUCCCAGGAAUAAAACUCCGAAACCAAAUCCAUUAAAUGUUAAUCAUCACUUGGGGGUAUUUGGAGAAAGGGUAGACACAGGAAGAAGCAACAAAUAAAGACACAUCCUUCGCCCAGAUCAUAAUGAAAUAAACUAUUUUUGAAAGUGGGCAGCAAGAGGAAGAAGUCCUUGUUGUCCAAAAGGGAUUCUACAGCAGAAGCAGAAAGGGACAUCCUUGUUGUUACGCCAUUCUUCUGAAUCUCCACAUUCAGUAAUUCACUUCUAAGUGUGUAAAAUAUAUAGCUGUGUUGGCAGCAGGCUAGAAGUGCUUUCAGAAGAUGAUUUCAGUAGGUGAAGGGGAAAGUUGUUGCAUGGUGACUGCACUGCCGCCUUGGAAGUGGUGGUGUGAAUCUGAUCACCGCAUGCCACCCACUUAUUUUCAGCCACUCUGCUUGCUUCCUCAGUGCCGUUUAUGGGGAAGGGCUGCAGAAUCCUGAAUGUACUGUGCUUCUUCUCAAUAACUUAAAUAUUCUCAAGAUAAAUUUUGAAAGAGUCCUUUGCUAACUUAGCAGUUCUAACACUGCACAAUUAAAGAUCUUUUAAACCUUUGAUUUUAAGCAUGUUUAACGGGAAGUGGGGUCAGCAUCGCUACCACUUGAACAGUCAUCAACCAGGAGACUCUGAAGAAAAGCUCCAAAGUGAAACUUGCCAAUGGCCACCCACAGGCCCAGCCUUACUGUUCUGCUUUCAAUCUGGCACUGUGCUGUCAGAACAUAUCUAGAAGCUGAUGUCAUGGCAACAGAAUGAUGCUUUAAAAUUCACUUGUGUGAGUGUGCGUGCAGUUGGCAGUAUCACCACAGGGCUAGCAAGUAGGGAGGGAAACUUCAUUCGCUUCUACAGACCUGUAAUUGGAGACUAGAACUCUAUCGCUAACCGUGUUCAUGAACUUCCAAGGCAGAGGCAGCUAGCAGUUGGAUUUUAGAACUGAAACAGGGAAACUUCUCUUAGCUGAGUUUUAGAACAGGUGCUAGCCAGAACCCACUUUCUACCUCAUCAGUACUACACUCAUGCUCAGAAGAGGCUUCCCUAAUGGUUAAAAUAAAAUAAAAUUUUCAUACAGCAUAA